AUGCCCAUGCAACCCGCGUCUGGACCCACCUUGCCUUCCUAUGCUUUGAAUCAGCAAGCCACCAUGGCGUCCAUGCCCGCACUGCCUCAAGCGCACGUCCAUGGCAAUCCCAAUAGCCGCGGCCUGCUCAUGGAGCACACUGCGCACUUGUUCGACCCCACCAUCAACGUGUCGGACAUUCAAACUCUUGUUGGCAACCCCAACCAGAAUUUUAUAGGUGAUGUUCUACAGCGGGCGGAAAAGCCGCAUCCUACAGGACGCGUUUGUGCUGGUCCCCAAUGUCAGCGGACUACGUCAAUUUCCUGGACCCGCCCACCAACUGGCCCCACAGGGCUGGGUUGGGACUUGGAUCAGAACAAGCAGCUUGGCCCUGCUGAUAUCUUCCUUUGCUGGCAGUGUUGUGCCAUCUAUGCCCUCAACAACAUUGAUGGCCAGCGCCCAGCCGACGCAAUGGCCCUGCACCCUCUGCCUCAAAAUCGGCCCGACGCGUUCUACAACAUGGCCGGCAUGAACAAUUUGUCAGCGCCCUUUCCACACUAUCCACAGACUCAAGCUACUGCCACCAUGGCCUCGGACACCAUCAACACAACCAUCUACGAUACCCACCGCCCCAAGAUUGAAACCAUGUCCGACUUCAAUCCGAGUCCCGUUGGUACGGUCAAGUCGGAUGGACAGUUGAGACGUGGCGCGCCAUCCGAAUACAGUACCGAUUCAACAAAGACUUCGGAUCGCAGCACACAUCGUGAACGCCAUCGAUGUCCUGCCUGUCAAGUGCGCGAGGCUGAGUUCCGCUACUUUGGACUGUCGACGCGUAUUUGCAAGGCCUGCUAUCAGCUGUACACGCAUCACGAUACCUUUCGCAAGCAACACCAGGAAUCCAUGGCGGUGCACAUUAAAAAAUGUAUCCGCAAUGACGAAAGUCGCCGGCGUCUGCGUGUGGUGCUGGAUUUGCGAUCCAAGACCCGCCGUCACACGACAACCACCACGGACCAUAGCUCACACGCCACGGUGGUAAUCACGGGCAAAUUCAAUCUUGCUCGAGCACUGCCCGUCAUUGUCCUGGAUGGCCUCUUGUCUGGACCCGGUGUGGUCGAUGCCGAGGUUGUGGACUGCGUCUUUGGCAGCGCGGGAGCUACCCGCAGUCGCUUUGCUUGCGUCAUAUCUGGUACUUACGAACUUGUCAACGCCGCCGGCAUGAAGGUCGAGGACCUGUGCCGAAUUAUGCGCUCCUGCAGUGUGCGAGUCUUUGAGGGAAAGGUCACAGACGUGCCGGCCUACAGCAGCUCGGAGAGUGAGUCGAGCAAUGCGACUGGUUCUGGCAAGGAUACAUCGACGACAGGCAGCUCAGACACAAGUUCCAGCCGCAUUGACGCUGGGGCCAUUACGGAUCGAUCCAAUGCUGGUGGCUCGUCCAAUGCUGGUGGCUCGUCCAAUGCUGGCGGGUCGUCCGAUGCCCGUUGUGAUCCAGUCACCAGCAUAGGCCAGCCAGCUGGUCAGUCAGCCUCAACGGUGACUGGCGCGUCGACGCAGGACGAUGGCGCGAGUCACGCUGGCAAGCGAGCGUCGCUCAGCCCCAUCCAAGAUGCGUGUGAGCGGGCGUCAGCAAUGAUGCCGAGUGGAAGCCGGGCGCCACGUCUGGUGGCCAACCUGCUGGCUACAAAACGUGCCAGGCGCAUGGAGGGUACAGAGCAAGGCAGUGCUCAGGGUCAGGAUGACAGCUCCUCCUCGCAAGAACAGAGCAACAGCCACACUGAUUCGCGCGGCUCGCCAACGCCCAGCUCAGACGGCUCCGAGUCUUCUUCGACCAACGAUACCGGAGGAUCAGAUGAGCCUGAUUCGAGUGACUUGAGCUUGCUAGAACUCCAGGGUCGGAUAUUGGAGACGGUGCGUUGCGUGCGUGUCCUUCUUUGA
Molecule: messenger RNA, 1911 nt
Organism: Monosiga brevicollis MX1
Lineage: Eukaryota; Choanoflagellata; Craspedida; Salpingoecidae
Exons: 4
Coding region: 1-1911 (636 amino acids)
Source: RefSeq, a predicted model, not a curated record